Molecule: messenger RNA, 142 nt
Organism: Racocetra persica
Lineage: Eukaryota; Fungi; Glomeromycota; Glomeromycetes; Diversisporales; Gigasporaceae
Source: the annotation of a GenBank genome assembly
GUUGCGGUCGUUAUGGUAGGAACUGCUGGGAUAGGAUAUAUUACGUGCAGAGAAUUGGCCAAAAAAAAUGCACAUGUGUUCAUAUUAAGUCGUAAUAUCGAGAAAGGUCAGACAGCAGUUGAAAAAAUCAAAUCCGAGACUG